CUUAUUAAAUAGAUAAAAGUUGGCAGCAUGAGUAUUAUAACUCAGAAUCCGAAUUUAGCCAACCUCACCCACUCGAAUGCAAGCAUGAAUGCCCUCGACCCAAUGUCAAUGGGGGGCAUGCAUAAUCCGCCCGUAGAGGAGGGAAUGAUAGUGGCUCAACAACAAAGGCCGAGUGGUUCGCAGCAGGAGGUGGUGAAGUUGUCAAUCAUCAUAGAGAGGGCAGUCCAGAGUGCAUACCAUGAGUUGAUUGUACUGGCCGAGUUGCUACCCAGGAAACCGGACGUCGAAAGAAAGGUGGAACUGUGCAAGUGGUGUGUGAAGACUAGACAAAUGUUUGUGCGUGUGUUUGCACUGGCCAAAUGGGUGAGUCAGGGGGCAUCCAAACUGGACAAGAGCAGCCAGAUGAGUGAGUUCCUGGACACCCAGGCCAGCUUCUUCCUCAUGGCCGCUGACACGCUCCACAUCAUGGCCAACGAGGACUUGGCAAAUGCGAAGUUGCCCACGUUCUACAUUCCUCCCUCUGUGGACGUGCUCUCGACUGGAUCUUAUCCGAGACUGCCCUGUGCGAUUAGAGAGAAAGUGGUGGAGCCAGAGAGAGCGAGCCAGAUGGAGAAGGUGGCCACUCUGAUGAAACUGAACAGGAUCAUACCAUGUGUACUGGCGGACUCUGACUUCCCGAGAGAGUUCUCCGACUACUCGGUGUCAAAUGGAAGAGUGACCUUCACAGUUGCAAAUGAGUUCAAGGUCACUCUGACUCUGUUCGGAGUGGAGACUUCGCUGCCCUGGAGACUCCUCGACAUCCAGUUCCUCAUUGAGGACGAAGGAGUCAGUGAGGGGCGUGCUCUGGUGCAUGAGUUGCAGAAGAACUACUUGAUUGCCAUGAUUCAGAAUAAGUUGAAUUCGAAGGAGUUCCAGCUUGUAGAUGUAUACAGUUACCUGCACCAGUUCUGCCAGACUCUACGGCUGGAAGUGGUGCAUGCACAGGUGCUGUGUCUCUCCUUGGAGCAGAGGAACCCAUUCAUUGGUGUCUCCGGCUACAAAAUCGGAAGUGAGCUCAAAAUAUUCUACUGGAAGGACCUCCGGCGUGUACUCGGGAAACCUACAGUCACCACUACAUUGUCAGCUGCAACUCUGGCUGAAAAAGACUCGCAAUCGUCCAAUUUGUACUCUAUAGUUAUCAAGCUAGAAGAGUCUACGGGCAGCUUUGCGGUGACUCAUUUGCCCAAAUUGGAACAGGAAGACGAAGAAGGUGGAUCGAUGACGUCAUCUUGUGAAAUGCAUAUGAAGCUGUUUUGGGAACCGGAGCGACUGAAAAUAUCCGAGCUGAUUGCCAAAACAACCUUCAUCAGAGCCCAAUGUGCCCUCAAAUCAGCCCUUGAAUUCCUAAACAAACACAGUCCCACCUUCCCCACAGUCUAUAACCCCUCAGAACCGAGCAUCUCGCUCCAAAUACUUCACCCACAGCCAGUUGACCAAUCAGAAUCACUUAAACUCACUGUCCAAUCAAAGACGGGCAUGUUUGUGGUCACGUGUCCCAAGUUGUCUGUUCAGACUUGUUCCGAGUUGGAAAGUGCGAUUAAUAAAGAGUUGCCGACAUACAAGCUGAGACUGGAGUCAAUUCGGAAGUGGUUCCUGCUUGAAAGAGUGAACAAUAGUCUCUAUGGACUGACUUGCAGUGUGGUGGAGUCGCCUAGCUUCGAAUACAGCUCAUCUCAUCCCUACUCGUCACUUCCCGAGACAAAAAUAUUCCUGCAAAUCGAAAGCAACGGGCGAUACUUCGUCAUCGUGUGCAUAGAAUCACGAAAUGGAUUUGUCCAACCAACAUACUACCUGCUACAGCUGUUCCAGCCGAAAACGGGACAUGCCACGCUGCUGACGCCGAGCGGAACUGGCGGCAAAAGCGAUCAAUCUAGAUUUUCAGCUUAUAAACCUAUACAAAUAGCUUCAUUGCUUCCGUUGAAACCUCAAAAAUGUAGUUCAGAAGAAAGGGAUUUUGACGAAAACUCAGAUAUCACCAAAUGUAGAAACGAUUCGAAGAAAUUCAAGGUCACAUCAGACUUCGAUGAUGAAUACAGUAAAAAUGUUCAGUCGGUUAAAAAUAACGCGACAGAAGAACCUCUGACGUUGCCUGGAUUACGUAAUGUGGUUUCGAGUUGUUACGUAAGAUUCCUGACGAAUUCGGUGCAAGAAGCUAUUCGGUCUUUCAUACCUGGGGCUCAGUUUUUCUCCACACUAUCUGAGGGGGCCCCGUGUAUUAUCAUUACGAAGAUGCCGGAUUAUAAUUUAGGCUCUGUGAGCAAAUCCUCGCAGGCGUCCUUCAAAAAGAGCAUCAAGACUGUGGAGUUGAGACCACGAGUGCAUCGCAACUUCAGAAGUGUAUUGGGCAUCACAUUUGUCACCACCACACCCACUUGCAACCAACUAGUGAAGGGGGGCAGUGCUGGUGCAGGUGGGGGCAAUAGAUGUGGCAGUAAUAGAAGCGCCCAUUUAGAGAGUGUCUUUGAAAUUAACCGAUGGUCUCCGAAUAGUUUCUUCUCUGUGCCUGUGAGUAAGUUGGUCAACCAGUGGAAACAUAUGUUGAAGCUCUACGACGAGUACUCCAUUGUGAAACACUACAUCGACUCAUUCAGUCACACACUCAAUGCAGACAAACCUUGGCUUGAAAUAGUCUCAUUCAAUUUCGACAAGCUAACUCUUGCUUAUGGACCCAGACAGAGAUUCACAGUUACAUUCAACGCUUCCUACUUCGACAAAGGAUGUCAUCCCAUACAAUACCCGGAAAUGCCCAAACUCAAAAUCACAUUCGGAACCAAGUACAAUGCAUCGGCGUCAGAGAUUCCAAAUCCGCAUCUCGGAAGUUACGAGUUACUAGCCAACGCAGAAUACGGAAGACCCGAGACGCAGAUUCUGGAUCUGAUGUACUCCUUACAUGUCACCAGUCGCCCAAUGUGUCUAAUAUAUGGUCUAGACCGACAGGUGAAAGUGGGCGUGUCUUUUUGUAAUCGACCCACUGAUUUCUGCCAUUCGCAGGUUAAUUUAGUGGCACAUGGAAUUACGAAGUUGACGAUAUUCUAUCGCUUCAUUUUCGCGAUUGACGUGGAGUUCUUCAAAGAUUGCGUGGCUUUGUCAGAUGGGGCGUUGAGUCGAUUUUCGGAAGAUGUCACAAAAACACCAACGCUCAAAUCCCACUACGCGCCUCAGAAACUGGAAAAGUUUCACUGGCUAAUCAGCAAAGUCCUUACCAGGCGCACCUCUCACGCAUCUUCUUCUGCAACGCCGUUCGGAACAUCUCUUGUUUCGACAAUGUCGCCGGACUCUUUUCCGACCAUCACGUUGCAGACUCCGCCUCCGAACGCAUUCGGACAACCUGACUUUACGGCAGGCUUCAACGACAUGGCUUCGACGCCUGGAUCUUUGCCAUCGGUCGUUCCAAGUGAUGAUUCAGAUAGUUUGACCUUGGUUCCUAGUGCAAUGACCCCAAGUUUGACUGUGCCAACUAUAGGUCCGAAAGGUCAGUUUGAGACGCCAGAAUUAGACUGUAAGUUUGAAGACGCGAUGGACUCUUCGCUGUAUGAUUUCGAAUCGUCUUCUUCGUUAUUGCAGAACGCGGAUGAUAUGUUGCCGAAUAGUUGUGUCAGGGUUUCGUACCAGAAUUUUGCGAAGUUAGUGCAGAAAAGAGUACAGUGUCAGGAUUUGAGCAAGACUAGAAUCUCGGUUGUGGAGUUGUAUCUCGCGUGGACCUUUCUCAAAUGGGAUUUGAUGGGACAGAUUACGGAGUCCUUUUCCCACGAAGAGCACACUCUAAAGUUGGCGGGGCCUAAUGGGUUGGUGACAGUCUUGGGUAUGCGGGAAGACUUCUUGGGUCUCUACAUGAAAAUAACACCACAGACUGAUCUGAACAUAUCGAACCAAUCAGACGACAUAACAGUAUUGGACGAUAAACAACUUCCUCCAUCCAUGUCAUCAAACCCAACAUCAUCAUUGUCAUCCUCAUCAGCUGAGCAACAAAACAGUCUGUCCGAGAAAGACCAGAAGUUUCUGCAGACUUACUUCCAGCACCAAAUUGCAGUGUUGCCGUUCAGAUCCCCACUGUUGUUAGCGUGGUGUAACUUCUUAUUGCUGCCUGCAGCUGUAGUGUCUGAUUUUGCAUCCAUUUUGAGGUUUGAGACGAAUCCUUCACCUGAGUUUCUGUGGUUUAUAAAAGUGACGUGGACUUUCCCGAUGCAGCAGAUUAGCAAUGUGGCCAUCAACAAGAUUGGGAGUACGUGUAUCCGGCGGGGCUCUCCUUCCUCCUCCGACUCAGUCAUGUUUCUGUUCACAUUCACUUCAAAGAAGAGUGUGCGUCAACUGGAACUGCCCCUGACCUACAACUGGAGCAGCAGAAAAGUAGUGCCAGCCAUACAGAACAGUGUCUUCGAUCAGUACAUCACAGAAGCAAUUCAGUCUAUUACAUCUCAAAGUCAGACAGCUGUGAAUUUGGAGAGAUCUUUUCUUUCUACUUGUAUCGAGUAUAUUCUCACAAAGAUGUCAGAAUGAUCUUCACUUAUGCUGAAGCUCAACUUCUUUUCUGUCGAUUACAAUCAACGCAAUAAACUACGCAAUCGGUGAAACGAACAUUUUGAAUCAAGGUGAACAGUUAUAAUGAACUAUCAAAGAAUGCGGAACAAUCUUAAGCGACAUUAACUUAAUAAGGAGCGUCGAUAUUCCAUUGAUAUAUUCAUUAUCAUUGGGUGAUUAAUGAGCGUUUUGUACCUAAAGUAUCUUCGCUCCAAGUCGUCGAGGGAUAAAAUACAUUUGAUUUAAGCAUUUAGCUUAAAAUGAAGAAAAACUUGUAUGUCUGUUGAUCGACAUUUCUUUGAAGUCGAGUUUGAAAUAUUUGAAUUUUCGUGUGAUUAUUUAUUUCUAGUUUAUCUGUUUUUCAUUCAUUUCCCGGAAUAGUUUAAGAAUACAA
This is a messenger RNA of Symsagittifera roscoffensis, 4951 nucleotides long. Its product is annotated as mediator of RNA polymerase II transcription subunit 14-like. Gene Ontology annotation, cellular component: mediator complex; core mediator complex. The record is from RefSeq and is a predicted model, not a curated record. Bases 28 to 4536 code for a protein of 1502 amino acids. Gene Ontology annotation, biological process: regulation of transcription by RNA polymerase II. Gene Ontology annotation, molecular function: transcription coregulator activity. NCBI's taxonomy places the organism in Eukaryota, Metazoa, Xenacoelomorpha, Acoela, Convolutidae. The transcript is spliced from 19 exons.